Messenger RNA from Prorocentrum cordatum, 2065 nucleotides. The record is from the annotation of a GenBank genome assembly. NCBI's taxonomy places the organism in Eukaryota, Dinophyceae, Prorocentrales, Prorocentraceae.
AGCCAUUUUGGCUUCAAGGAGAACCUGGGGCUCGACGCGGCCCCCGGUGCCUCCCAGGCGCGCUCGCGCGCCCGCGGUGGUGCGAGCUGUCGCCGCGCCUCACACCCCGCCGCGGCGCUCCCGCGGCGCCGGGCGGCGAUGAGAUAGCCGCCAAUUCGUGCCUUCGAGAACUGCCGUCGGAGGCUUGCACUACUUGUCCGGCUUGAGCCGCUCUGCCGCCCCCGCCGACCGCGGCCUCAAGCCGUACUCGCUGGCCGCCAAAAUGGGAAGCGCCUCGCCCUCCGCUGGGGCGCCGCGUCGAGGCGGCAUGGGCAUUCUGCACUGCACUGACGAGCCAGAGCGACGGGGCGGGUGGCCGUCACCCGAAGGUCGUGCUUCGCCGGGCAUGGGACAUCCCAGCUCCACCGAGAAUUCCGACCACCAAGCGCAUGGUCCGCCCGGGGGCCCCGGCCCGCCGCCGGCAGGCGGCGGCCUGGGCACCGCGCCGGCGCAGCUGAUGCAGGGGCCGCCUGGCGCUCCGCAGAUGGCGCUCCAGCGCGACGCUGCCGUUCCCACUGGUCCAGCGGUGGGGACUGUGUCCAUGCAGGGCGGCGGCUACUUUGGCGUUCCGCCGCAGGCGAUGAUGCCCGGCGGAGGUUCCAUGUACGCCCCCCAGCCCCAUGCGGGUCUGGGCUCCCCUGCAGCCUUCGCUGCUGGGGGCGGCGCCAAUGCAGCCGGCGGCGCCCAGGGUAGACCGGCGUUCCAGGCUGGGAUCACCAGCGCGGCUGCCCAGCCGAUUCCGCAGCCACAGCAGCAACAGCAGCAGCCACAGGACAUCGUUAUCAUUUGGGACUGGGACGACACGCUCAUGUGCAGUUCUGCCAUCAAUGCCAACGCGCCGAUACAACACCAGGCGCCUCUGCUGGAGGGCCUCCUGGAGCGGGUGCUGUCUGUGUCCAUGCAGCUCGGGGAGACCUUCAUCGUGACGAACGCGGACGAGCUCUGGGUUCAUGAGAGCACCCGCCGCUUCGUCCCGGGCAUCAUGCCCAUUCUAUCGCGGAUGGGCGUGGUCUCCGCCCGGCGCCGAUGGGAGGCUCGGUGCCCCGGCGAUGUGUUCGCGUGGAAGAGGGAGACGUUCCGCGAGAUGCUCGCUGCGCGCGCCCCAAGGGCAAGCGGGCUCAACUUGAUUGUGCUGGGCGAUUCGCCUGCGGAGAUGGAGGCGGCGCAGACUUCGGUCAUUGGUCUUCCGCAACAAGUGACUAUCAAGACGGUGAAGUUCAAAGAGGCGCCCUCCGUAGAAGAGUUGAUAGAGCAGCUGCGCAUUUGCUUGCAGGAGCUGGGCACGAUCGUCUCCGACGACAAGAGCUGCAGCAGGAAUCUGGUGAACUGGAUGGUGCCACGGCUACAGGCUCCGCAGUAUCCGAUGAGCAGCUACGCCCCCUCGCAGAGUUUCCCCACCGCGCCGUCGAUGUCCUACAGCCCGUCCAUGAUGUCGGGCGGGUGGCAGCAGGCGACACCCUACUUCGCCGGCCACGAGGCCGCGCCUGGUGCGCCGACUGCGCCGCCCGCGGGCCCGUACCUGGGCCCUGCCGCGGCGGUGUACGCCGGCGGCAUGCGGUGACGGGCGAGCCCGCCCUGCAGCAUCGUGAGGAGAUCACGUCGGGCGGCCGCUCCGAGCCCCAGCCCCGCUUCGUGCUCCGGACCCCCCCCGCGGAUCAACGGCGCGGAGGGGAUCUGAACGGAGGCGGGGCCGGGAGCUCUGGGGCCCCUGGCGCUGUGGCUCUUCCCACGAUGGCGCGGGUCCCGGGAUGUAAUAUUCUAGCUGCAACGUGCGUUUGCUGGGCUGUGCUGAUUCGCUGAGCAAUCUCGUUCGGCCCGACCGGCUGCGAGGUCGUGCCCGCGUCUGUUUUCAGCCGCGCGCCAACGCCUUCGGGAAGUCCAAGCGAACGCAGCAGAGAGCGAAGGUCGUUGCCCGACCCCCAUGGCGGCUGGGCGAAGCGCCGCGCAGAGGGAAUGAGACAAAACGCGGCGUCAUCGCAUGAAGGGCGGGUUCCCGUCCGCCUCCUCCCCUCCUGCCCCUGGUCGG